Molecule: messenger RNA, 1836 nt
Organism: Fulmarus glacialis (Northern fulmar)
Lineage: Eukaryota; Metazoa; Chordata; Aves; Procellariiformes; Procellariidae
Gene: DIXDC1
Product: DIX domain containing 1
Exons: 16
Coding region: 1-1419 (472 amino acids)
Biological process (GO): canonical Wnt signaling pathway
Cellular component (GO): cytosol
Source: RefSeq, a predicted model, not a curated record
AUGGGAGGGAAGCAGGUCAAAUGUCUUGCAUCGCCCAGUCCUAUCCAUAGUGCGAAGAGUGAAUCUACUGUAGCCCCAUCAGAGGAGAAGGAAAGACUUGUGAUCAUCCACACUGAAGAAACAGAAACUAAAACAGAAGAGACAGAAUCUCAUUUCCAGCCUGAGUGGCAAGCAGGGAACUCUGGGUCAUAUUUGGAGAAUUCAUGGGAGGAGCAGCUUUUGGAACAACAGGACCAUUUGGAAAAGGAAAUGGAGGAAGCAAAGAAGAUGAUUUCAGGUUUGCAGGCUUUGUUGCUCAAUGGGUCUUUACCUGAGGAUGAGCAGGAAGGGUCCUUUGAACUUUGUGAACGUGGAGCCUGCCCCGAAGAACAGCUGAUCAUAAUCCGAAGUCGCCUGGACCAGGCUGUGGAAGAAAAUCAAGAUCUAAAGAAGGAGCUAUUGAAAUACAAACAAGAAGCUCGAAACCUACAGGGAAUAAAGGAUGCUUUACAGCAAAGGCUGCUUCAACAGGAUGCUUCAGUUCUUCAGCUAAAGCAGGAACUGCUGAGAGCAAACAUGGACAAGGAGGAAUUGCACAACCAGAAUGUUGACCUUCAGAGGAAGGUUGAAGAGAGAAACCAGCUACUGGCAGAAUACAAAAAAGAACUGGGCCAGAAAGAUCGGCAUUUACAGCAGCAUCAGACCAAACUGGAUGAAAUACUUAGGCAGCUUUCUGAAGCCAGCUACCAACAGGUGGAUUUGGAGCGGGAGCUGGAGCACAGAGAGGCCCUGCUAGCUCACUGCAUGAAGAGAGAAGCUGAAGAGGUGAUGGCUUACAGCAGUCAUCGUGCACAGAGCAAUGGCAUCCUCCAGACAGCAGGAAAAAGAGCUGCUCCCACAGCCCACCAUGGGACAAAUGACUUGCAACUGGUUCGUGAUGCCCUUCGCAGCCUCAGGAACAGUUUCAGUGGCCACGAUCCCCAGCACCACACCAUUGACAGCCUGGAGCAGGGGAUCUCCAGCCUGAUGGAACGGCUGCACCGCAUGGAAACACAGAAGAGGCAAGAGAGAAGGAUCCGGGGAAAAUCACCGGCAAGCAGAGCAACAAAUGAGUGUAGAGACUCCUGGCCUCCCAAAUCCAAACUGCCUCAUUCUCACAGUACACUCACGAUGAGCACCAGUGCCUGCACCAGAGUGUUGUACUUCACUGACCGCUCCCUCACACCUUUCAUGCUCAACAUACCAAAGAGGUUAGGGGAGGUGACUCUGAAGGAUUUUAAGGUAGCUAUUGAUCGUGAAGGAAUCCACCGGUACCACUUCAAAGCCCUGGAUCCAGAGUUUGGCACAGUCAAGGAGGAGGUAUUCCAUGAUGAUGACAUCAUUCCUGGUUGGGAGGGGAAAAUUGUGGCCUGGGUGGAAGAAGACCAUGGGGAGAAUUAAUCAAGAUUUUAAGUCUUGUCACUAUGGAAACCUGUAGCUGGCUGCUGAGCUCAAAGAAUGACCAAAAAGCAUGUGUGCUGGAGGGAGUCCAAUUCAAGCUGCCAAAAAAGAGGGCUUCUCUGCAAACAACGGGUAAUGCAUGUUGUGUGCAUGGAUGCCUGGCAUCUGACUUUCCAUGGGCAAAUGCAGACAGUGUUCUGAGACUGAAAUGACAGGUCUGUGGGAAAGAAACACCUUGCUUUGUCCUGUCAGCUAAACCCUGAAGGCCUUAAUGAUGUAUUGCUCCAUUCCCCUGCUUCUCCAUUCCUGCAAUAUGUGCUGCAGACUAUGAUCUGGGCAUUUCAAGUCUGGUUUCUUGUACAUGGUAUUACAUAAAUCUGCACUGAUGGCAAAAAUGUGAAGCUUUGCCUUCAUGAG